GAUUUCCAAACCCGAACCCCUUUUCAGCUCCACAAACCCUAGAAACUCAGAUCUGGGGUUUCAAUGGAUGAAUCCCAAAAACCCCCAGUCCCAGGAGGCCCUUCUCUGAUAAAGCUCUUAGCAUCCUGCAACACCACCAUUAGACAAAGAUCCCUCAAGCUCAUCACGUCCACUUGGCUUCCUUCCCAACCCCAACUCUCCGAUCACGACAUGAAGAAGCUAUGGAAAGGUCUUUUCUACUGUAUGUGGCACGCCGACAAAGCUCAAUCACAGUCCGAACUUGUCACCCGUCUCUCUUCUCUGAUUCUGAACCUGGAUCUUCGUCUCUCUCUGCAUUACUUCUCCACUUUCUUGUUAACCAUGCGCCGUGAAUGGCCCGGCAUCGACCACCUCAGGUUAGACAAGUUCUACCUCUUAAUUCGUAGUUUUGUGCGGUCUAUUUUUGGUUUGUUUAAAAAGAACAACUGGGAUUUAGAGCUUUUGAGAGCUGUAAUGAGUAUUUUGAAAGAUAAGGCUUUUUUGGCGGACGAUAAGGUGAUGGGAAAUGGGGUUAAUUAUCAUAUAGUAUCUGUUUUUCUGGACGAAUUUAGGCCCUUCUUGCCUGUUAAGCUCGAAAUGGUUGAGAUUUUGUUGGAACCUUUUUUUGCUGUGAUGGGUAAGUCUCAGGAUAAGAUUUUUGUCGGUAAGGUUAAGAGUAAUGUGUUUGAUGUGUUAUUGAAAACGGGGAGGAGUUUGUUGGGGAGGAAGAAGUCGGGGUUGGAUGGCGAUGAUGAGGUUAAGGAUGAAGUGCUUGGGAUGAUAUCAUUGAAAUUGGGGGUUUCGGGGAAAUUUUACGAACUGGGUUCGAGGGAGGAUUGUUUGCAGGGGAAUAGGAAGGUUGUAUUUGUUUUGCAUGAGGAGUUUUUGAGGUUGGAGAAGGAUUUAGAGUCUUCUGGAGUUGAAAUUCUGAUUCCUGAGGUUAAAAUUGAUGAUGAUGAUGAUGAGGUGCCGAAGUUGAUUCCUAUUGUUAGUAAUGGGACUGAAAGGGAAGGUGCUUCUGAGGUUAUAAUGGAAGGAUGUGAAGUUGACCUAGAAGGUGUGAGUGCAUCUAAUAGUAAGAAGAAGAAGAAGGAGAAGAAGGGCAAUAAGGGUUUGAUUGGGGGUAAGAAAAAGGCUACAAAGAAAAAGAAUGGGCUUUCUGAAAAUUGCUUAACCCUUGAGGAAAGUGAGAAUAUGGUUACUGCAGAUGGUGAUAGUCCAAGCACCGGACCAGAUAAUGAUGGUAAUUUGAUAACUUUUAAUGAAUCCGUGAUUUCAAAUCUUCAGAUGCAGUUCGAAAAAGUAGCUGCUGAAGUUGGCAUGGACACGGAUGAGAUAAGUUCAUUCGAUUCCACUGUAGUUACCAUGAAAUGUACUGCCUUGAAGAAGAGAAAGAGAGCUAAGAGUAAGGAUAGGAAGGGCUCUUCCAACCCUGACCUGACUAGUCAAGCUGAUACUGGAGGGGAUUCUGCUUUAAAGAGUGUAGACAAGAGUGCAAAGAAGGUUAGGUUUUCCAUGAAGAAUAACUUGGUGUGGAAGCCACACAGCCCAAUGCCUCCCCAAAGUUUGAGAUUACCACCCUCUGUUACUCCUAGAGGUAGUGCUCUCAAGAAAGGGAUACCUCCAGGUCCCAUUAGGGAGAUGCCUCCUGCAAAGAAAAAGGUGAAGCAGAAAAAGAAGGUCCGAAAGGUAAUGAAGACAGUUUCGCCUGCCAUCAAACGACUGCGGAAACUACAUGCUCUUUCUGUCUAACAGAUUCAGGUUGGUGGAUCUUGUUUUUGUUGAUUAAGUUCAAGUUUUUCUUUAAAUGGUCGAAUCUUCUGAUUCAUGGUGCUGUUUCUUGGCUAAAUUGCCUUGGAUGGAAGUUCUACAGAUCUUUGUAUUUUAUUCUUGAUUCCUUAAAUUAAAAAAUACAUUCGAUGACUGAGAGAGAGUAUAUGCUCUUGAAUGAACAGCAUAUUAAUGAUUCUCAGCAUAUUUCAUUGUUUGUGUUUAUUUUUUCUGCGGUGCUUAUCAUAAUUUUCAGAUUCCCUUUUGUAUCGGUGCCAAAUUGGAAAGCUACCUUUGCCCCCAUUUAGAUAUGAGCUAUCAGUAUCUCUUCUUAUAACACUAAAACUUGUUAUUGAUGCUAUGUUAUUAGCUCCUUCUAUUAUGCUAUUCAUCUAUCUGCUAUCUAUUUGAAGAGUUGACCAGCUU
Ilex paraguariensis (yerba mate) is the source of this 2214-nucleotide messenger RNA. The record is from the annotation of a GenBank genome assembly. Lineage: Eukaryota; Viridiplantae; Streptophyta; Magnoliopsida; Aquifoliales; Aquifoliaceae.